Messenger RNA from Saccoglossus kowalevskii, 2066 nucleotides. RefSeq names its product short transient receptor potential channel 4-like. Gene Ontology annotation, cellular component: plasma membrane; cation channel complex. The record is from RefSeq and is a predicted model, not a curated record. Gene Ontology annotation, molecular function: inositol 1,4,5 trisphosphate binding; protein binding; store-operated calcium channel activity. Gene Ontology annotation, biological process: calcium ion transmembrane transport; regulation of cytosolic calcium ion concentration. Lineage: Eukaryota; Metazoa; Hemichordata; Enteropneusta; Harrimaniidae.
AGCUGCUGUAAACACAGAGAAACUGUGUUGUUCAAGAUACGACUACAGUGUUCAAGAUGAAUAAUUCGGAAGAAAUAUUCGCAUCACUGUACCUGAAUGCAGUGGAAGAAGGCGCAGAGGACGCUGUUCAAUAUGCUCUCCAAAAUAGCCAUCUUUUUGACAAAAAUUGUGUGGAUUAUAAAGGCCGAUCAGCGCUUAUAUUGGCAAUUGAUAAUGAGAACAUAGAUAUGUUACAUUUGCUAAUCCAGAAUGACGUCAUAAUAGAUGAAGCCUUCCUUCACGCCAUAGAUGAGGGUCAGUAUGCAGCCGUUGAGGUAUUCUGUAAGCGCGCCCUCUACCUACGGGCACGUGGUAUUGAUAUCCUCAACUGUGGUGCGGACAGUUCGUUGUCGUCAUGUGACGUCACACCUAUUGUAAAGGCAGCGCAGUGUAACGAACUGCACAUCAUCAAGCUUCUUCUUGAUUACGGAGCUGUAAUGCCAGACCCGGCAGUGGUAUCCCCAAGAUCAGAGCCAAGUUCAUUACAAUCAUCAUUAACGCGAUUGCAUAUCUACCAAGCACUGUCCAGCGAGGCCUACAUUUCACUGACUUCAGUUGACCCUAUCGGUGAUGCUUUUGUUUUAAGUGUGACAUUACGAAAGUUGAGUAAAGAAGAAUACGAGUUUUCACAGGAGUACGAAGAGAUGUCUAUCAGAUGUGAACAGUUUGCUGCUGAUUUGCUGGCACAGACACGUGACCAACGUGAAAUUAGAAGCGUAUUGGAGUACGAUUCUAAACUAGAUGCAGAAAGUGUGUACGAUGAGUCUGUACAACGUGUCACCGAGGCAGUUAAUUACCGACAGAAGAAGUUUAUAGCACAGGCACAUUGCCAGCAGUAUCUGAUUGGUCAAUAUUAUAAGCAGCUGAAGAACAAGGUGGAUACAAGUACAUUCGUCAUGCUUUUGACGUCAUUUCUCAUCUCAAUUAGCUAUCCUGUACUAUCAAUCAUAUACCUUUUCUGGCCAAAAGGAAAGUUUGCUGAUUUUAUACGUAUUCCAUAUAUCAAGUUCUUGAUGCACGCCAUGUCUUACCUAACCUUCCUAGUGCUGUUGUUUAUGACCUCCACGGAAGAAAACAAUGCAUCAGCCGAAUGCAGUGCGCUAUACACAGAGAGAAAAGAUGUUUUGAAGUGUCUGAAAGUAGCUGAGCUUGCGCAGCAACAAAGAGGACCACCGCCCUCUAUACUUGAAUUGAUAAUAGUUUUAUGGAUUGUAGGCAUGACAUGGAGAGAGAUUAAGGAACUCUGGAGUGGUGGCGUCGCUGCAUAUUUACGUGAUCCUUAUAAUUUCAUAGAUUGGAGUCAGUUGGCAUUAUAUUGGGCUGUUAUAGCACUGCGGAUUGUCGCAUAUCUACACGUAUAUGAUUAUAUACCGAACUUUGCUACUGCUGAUGGAAGCAUAAUUUCAGUGAGUAAACGGCAGACGACAGAUGAUUUUGUCAGAAAACAACACAAUGGAACCCGUGUCUUCACAGAAGAACAGAUCACAUCUGUUGCCAACGAUAUUAUUGGGACUCUGUCUUCGGAAAUGCAGAUAUCGCACGAAAGACUUGGAGAAUCUAUUACAGAAUUAAGCAUUGUCUUAGGGCAAAUCCUUGGUUUGGAGGCGAUAUCCAAUGGCACGACGAAACAGGACGAUUCCGUCGGGUUUGAUGACGAUACUUGGUGGCAGGACGAUUCCUACUUUCAAGAAUUCCAAGAUGAUCUAUCCUAUAUUAUCCCACGUUCUCAGUGGAAUCAGUGGGACCCAACUCUAAUUGCUGAAUGUAUUUUUGCAGUUGCUAAUGUUCUCAGCGUUCUGCGCAUCCUCAGACUUACCGUUAUCAGUCAAAAGAUAGGACCCAUGCAAAUCACACUUCAGAAGAUUGUUUUGGAUAUCUUUAAAUUUUUGUUUAUAUUUUUUUGUGCUUGGACGGCUUUUUCUCUUGGUUUGACACAGAUAUAUUGGUCGUACAAUGCCGAGGCAGAAGUACAAUGUUAUCAAACACCAAAUGCGACAGACUGUGACAAACAGCCAUUUAGCAGGUAA